Vigna unguiculata (cowpea) is the source of this 1257-nucleotide messenger RNA. RefSeq names its product alpha/beta-Hydrolases superfamily protein. The record is from RefSeq and is a predicted model, not a curated record. Gene Ontology annotation, cellular component: chloroplast. Lineage: Eukaryota; Viridiplantae; Streptophyta; Magnoliopsida; Fabales; Fabaceae. Gene Ontology annotation, molecular function: hydrolase activity, acting on ester bonds.
UGGCCAUUGUUAUGUGGAGAGAAAGCUGCAACUUGGUGCAUUUCCGUUAACAAUAUUCAGUACUUUUUAAAACAUUAAUCGUAAUAAACAGGGUUAGAUAAUUAUGCACAAAUUGUAGAUGGAGCUAAUUCUGUGCGCUUAGUGGGUUGCUUGAUUCGUUCAUGGAAACAGAACAAGUUUGAUUAGAAAAGACAGAGAGAAUUUGAAUUUGUGGAAGGAAAUGGAUGUGGCUUCUCUGCAGAGCUCGAAUCCAUCGCCACUCCUCUCCUCCUCAAACCCCGUUUCCAUCCAUCGCCCCGCCGUCAUUCUACCUGGCUUAGGGAACAAUUCCGGCGACUACCAGAGCUUGAAGCAAACACUGAGUGAGAAGUACGGCGUUUCCGCGGUGGUGGCGAAGGUCUCGAGGCUGGAUUGGCUCCGCAACGCCGCCGGUCUGGUGGACCCCAACUACUGGCGUGGCACUCUUCAACCAAGGCCCGUCCUGGAUUGGUACUUGAAUAGGAUCGAGGAAGCUGUCGAAGAAGCGAAGGAAAGUGGAAAUGGAUCUGAAACUGAAACCGUUUCAUUGAUCGGACACUCUGCCGGAGGAUGGCUUGCUCGCGUGUACAUGGAAGAAUUUGGGAGUUCCGACAUAUCCCUGUUAUUGACUCUGGGAACGCCUCAUCUUCCACCUCCGAAAGACGUGGAAGGGGUUAUUGAUCAAACAAGGGGUCUCCUUCACUAUGUUCAACACAACUGCUCCAGAGCUGUUUACACCCCUGAGCUCAAGUAUGUAUGUGUAGCGGGAAGGUUCAUCAAAGGCUCUCGAUUUUUCCGCAAUUCAGAUACUGGGCCUGCAGUUUCCACCCAGGUUGUUUCUGAAACUUCUGCUAGUGGCACCCCCUCUGCACCCAAUGCAGUGACAUUGCGUGCUCGGUUUGUUGGGCAGGGAUACAAGCAGGUUUGUGGAGAAGCAGAAGUGUGGGGUGAUGGUGUUGUGCCGGAGGUAUCGGCUCAUCUGGAAGGUGCGCUUAACAUUUUCUUGGAUGGAGUUUAUCACUCACCUGUUGGUGCAGAUGAUGCGACCAGACCGUGGUAUGGUUCGCCUCAGGUGUUGGACCAAUGGGUGCAGCACCUUCUUAACUGACUUCAUCUAAGGAAUGUCAUUUCGUUCCGAAAUGUGUUUCUUCUAUUUCAGACAUUGAAGUUGGUUACUGUUUAAUCUACCGGGAAAUGUGUUUUUUAACAUUUCUGUAGUAUAUUUGUGUGUUUAUCGAU